Corticium candelabrum is the source of this 317-nucleotide messenger RNA. RefSeq names its product U11/U12 small nuclear ribonucleoprotein 48 kDa protein-like. The transcript has 3 exons. NCBI's taxonomy places the organism in Eukaryota, Metazoa, Porifera, Homoscleromorpha, Homosclerophorida, Plakinidae. Bases 1 to 303 code for a protein of 100 amino acids. The record is from RefSeq and is a predicted model, not a curated record.
AUGAUGGAACGGAGUGCUUUCUUGCGCAAUUUGGGCUCUUUUAUUGUGAAAACUGAUCAGUCUUUGAAGGCCAUCGCAGAGAAACUGGGAUGGAACGCAAAGAAGCUGGCUGAUGAGGAAACGCUUGUUUGUCCUUAUAACAGUGGCCACCGUGUGCCUAUUAGGCGCUCAGAAGUUCAUGAAGAACGUUGCAGAUUGAGAAGUAUGGGCAUAGACCCGGAUGUCGAGAUGUCAGUUAAACUUGAAGGCUCCGAAUUCUUCUACCAAAAGUCUAAACAAGUGGUGACAAUCAAGACAGGUUAGUGUUACAGGUUCUG